UCCAGGGCAGAGAGCAGGCACUCCCCUGUCCUCUUGCCUCCUUGCAAAGGGGGGUGGGGGAGGUGGGGAGCAGCCUCCUGACUGCUUUGGAGAGAAAGCAACAAGCUGCGAAAGGCUGGGAUUCCCUGUAGCUAAGCCUGCUCAGCUUGCAAAAAACAGAGAGAAUGGCCCCAGAAGUUAAUGGCAAUCAGAGUGAAAUCCCAAAGGCUGACGGUGCGCUCUCUGCCACUGAGCCCUGCAAAACAUUUCUCCACCUCCUUGGGCCACUUUCCAGGGGUAGCGCUGGUGACCAAGAACCCUUAGGUCUCUGAGGAGGGCAUUCCUGCUGGAUGAAGACGUGGGAGGCUUCACUUCUUAUGUGCCCUGAGCCCAGAAAAGAGACUAGGGCCUAGCAGCCCCUCUCCCACUUCUCUCCCCACCCCACCCCGCAGCCUCUCCUGCACUUUCUGCCUGUGUCCCUUGGACUGUGCUUGGUGUGCAGCUGCGCAGCCGUGGAUCAUGUUUCUGCUUCCUCAGGGUGACCCAGGCAUGACGCAAACGUCCAGUCAUGCCCUCUGGCAGUGUACAUGUGUGCAUGCGCCGGGGGAGGGGGGAGUUAGAGUUUGGGGGCCCUUUGGAGAUAAGCAGGGGAUCUCUGCCCACUGAUGGGACACGGAGUGAUAAAAGGACAGCUUGAAAUGUAACUGUCCAGAUUAAUCAUUACAGCAGAGGCCUGAUAAGGCUGCAAGGUGACAGCAGGGGCCACCUAGACUAGCAGAGCCUCUCCUGGUCUGGGAACAAUGCGGGGCACGAAGAAAUACUCUCAUGUGAUUGACACGCCAGACCCAGGCAAAUGGGAGCUGGCAGGUUAUGAGUCCACCCUGCCCAUCACAGAGAAAUCAAACCCCAUCACCCGGGAACUGGACAGAGCUGACCCCGGCCAGAUCGUCCAGCUCCUCCGAGACUGUGACGCGGAGAUCUUCCAGGAGGAGGACCAGGCCCUGGUCAACUACCAGAGGCUGUACAGUGAGAUGGUGCUGAAGACCAUGAUGGACAUCAUCGGGAAGGUGCAGGAGGUCCUGAAGGAGCCAGAGAACACCCUCAUUGUGCUGAGCGGCGGGGGAGCCUCCGGCCGUAUGGCCUUCCUCAUGGCUGUGUCCUUCAACAAGCUCCUGAAGGGUCUGGGGCAGCCCCCGCAAUACACCUAUCUCAUUGCUGGAGGGGACAGGUGUCUGGUUGCAUCCCAAGAGGGACACGAAGACAGCGCUCUCCUGGGCAUUGAGGACCUGAACAAGGUGUGCGAAGGGAAGAAGAAGGUCAUUUUCUUUGGGAUUUCUUGCGGCUUGUCUGCCCCCUACGUUGCCGGGCAGCUGGACUUCUGCAUGAACAACCUGGACAUCUACACCCCAGUGCUGGUGGGAUUCAACCCGGUCAGCAUGGCCAGGAGUGAGAAGAUCGAGGGCUUCCACUCCUCCUUCCGGCAGGUGGCAGAGCGGAUGGAGAAGCUGCAGGAGACCCACCAAGCCUUUGUCCUUAAUCCUGCCGUGGGGCCUGAAGGGGUCGCCGGGUCCUCUCGGAUGAAAGGCGGGAGCGCUACCAAGAUCCUUCUGGAGACUUUGCUUCUGGCCGCUCAUAAGACCGUCUCCAAGGACGGCGAGGUCUCCGAGAAGUGCCUCCUGGAAAUCCUCCGCACCUACGAACGUGCCCACAAAGUCACCUACAGCCAGAGCAAGAAGAUUGCCGCCUUGGUGAAGCAAGCGGGCACCAGCCUGCAGAAGAAGGCUUACGUCUACCUGGUUGGCUGGCACACCUUGGGGAUCAUUGCCAUCAUGGAUGGGGCUGAGUGCGUCCCCACUUUUGGGGCAGAUCUCAACGACGUCCGGGGAUUCCUCAUCGGGGACCGCAGCGAAAUGUUCAACAGGGAAGCUGACCUGGUUGCCCAGGGCCCCAAGUUCGCUUUCUCCGAGGAAGACUUUGUGAAGAGCAUCCUCCCCUCUCUGACAGAGCAGGACACGGUCCUCUUCCUUUUCACCAUGGAUGAUAACCUGGCAGAGGUGGAGAAGCUGGCGAUUCAGGUGAAGGAAAGAACCUCCAACAUCCAUGCCCUUUCUCAUGCCACCGUUGGCCAGUACUUGCCGGCCUCCCUCAAGAAGCUCAUCCCUUCCAUCAUCAGCAUCACGUGGCCCAUCCUGUUUCUGGAAUAUGAAGGCAACUUCAUCCAGAGAUUCCAGAGGGAGCUCAGCACCAAAUGGAUUCUCAACACGGUCAGCACUGGGGCCCAUGUGCUGAAAGGGAAAAUCCUUCGCAAUUACAUGGUGGACCUGCGUGUGAGCAACGCCAAGCUCUUUGAAAGGGCAGUCGCCAUCCUGCAGAGAUUCACGGGGGACCCGCGGGCCAAAUGCCGGGAGGCGCUGCUGCAGGUCGUCUAUCACCCGGAGCAACCUUCCGCGCCGCUCUUCGAGGGCGGCCAGCGGGGGGCGCCGGGAACGCCCCGGGUGGUCUCCUCGGAAAAGCCCUCCCCGCGCACGGAGGGGCGCCCCCUCCCGGCCGGGCUCCUCAAGGGAUGCGCACCGACGCCGCCGGUCUGA
Pogona vitticeps (central bearded dragon) is the source of this 2567-nucleotide messenger RNA. The record is from RefSeq and is a predicted model, not a curated record. Lineage: Eukaryota; Metazoa; Chordata; Lepidosauria; Squamata; Agamidae.